UGCUUCAUGAACUGUCUUAGAGACAUUUUCUUUUGCUUCUCUUAAUAGAUCACAGUCACUUUAUUCUAAAGCCUAAUCAGUGGAGCAGAUGUAUGGUUGUUAAGAUAUAUUGCUUUGUGUACAGCUAUUGUAAUAUAGGCAUGGGGUGUAGCAUCUUGUCCUGUGUAUCUUGAAUGUUGAAUGGAUUACUUUCUAACAUGUUGAUUUUUUCACAAUUUAACCAACAGAAUUUUGGCCACAUCUUGACUGAAGCUUCUUGGAUGAGGAUGAUCGGUACAGGUGGCUGGCUAGGGGCACUACAGCUCUCCAUCCUGUGCCUGAUUGCGGCCCGCUGCGAUUUCCCCCCUGCAAAGAAUGUCCACCUCCUGCAGCCCGAAGAGUUUAAACUGGUUCUCAACCAAGGACUCCAAGAGUUCCCAGUGGACUGCCAUGAGAUCUGGCAGAUGUCAGGGGGCCAGGCAUGGGAUGGGCUCUAUCUCAUCCAGCCCGCAGGGUCCCUCAUUGUGGCUUAUUGUGCCAUGCAGGAAGGCGGCUGGACUGUGGUGCAGCACAUCACUGUCAACAGUACAGUGGACUUUGACCGCACCUGGGACGAGUACAAGCUGGGGUUCGGGGCACUCACUGGGGACCACUGGCUGGGAAACAAUUACCUGCACCAACUCACGAGUCGGCCCGUUCGCUACAAGCUGAGGGUGAAGCUGGUGGACAAGGACGCAGUCACGAAGAUGGGUGAGUAUGACCCCGUCCUGGUGGAGGGUGAGGAGAGCCAGUACAGAUUGCGCCUAGGGCUCUUUCAAGGCACAGCUGUGGAUGCCCUCACCCAAGACACCGAGAACUACCUUCACGACAACCAGAAGUUUACCACCAAGGACCGUGACAAUGACAACUACUUCCAGAACUGUGCUCAACUGGAGUUCCAGGGUGUGCCCGGAGGGGGUUGGUGGUAUGAUGCCUGCGCGGGAGCCAACCUCAACCGCCGCAAUGUCAUCUACUGGCAGAAGGACUGCAAUAAGGAGCAUCUCUGCAAGUAUGCCUGGAUGAUGGUGAAGCCCUCCGGCUUCAGCAAGGGUGUCCACUUUGGCAGCUGUCCGAAGGAUGAGCUCUAAAUAAAUCUCAUCCAAUAAAAAGAAAUCGAUGAACCCAACCACCGGGAAUGCAGACGGGCCAGUGGGACCAUUGCUUGGUACGUUUUUCCUACAGCUCAGUGAAGAGCACUAUAUGAUCCUUUGUGGAAUCAAACCCAUGGCAUUAUCAGUAGUGCUGCACAAAUUCUGAUUGAAAUUCAGUUUGAAACCACAGUGGUCUGAAUCCAAAAACCAAAAUUUUACUUUUAAAAUAUAUGUGCUUUCAUAGUUGCACAUUUAUUAUCAUUUAAA
This is a messenger RNA of Scleropages formosus (Asian bonytongue), 1376 nucleotides long. RefSeq names its product fibrinogen-like protein 1-like protein. NCBI's taxonomy places the organism in Eukaryota, Metazoa, Chordata, Actinopteri, Osteoglossiformes, Osteoglossidae. The record is from RefSeq and is a predicted model, not a curated record. The coding region runs from base 174 to 1106 and encodes 310 amino acids. The transcript has 3 exons.